AAGUGCCAUCUAUUUUACGGUUCCAUUAUCCUCCUCGGGCACAAGGUCUCGCGUCUGGGAUUGUCUACACACUACGAGAAGGUCAAAGCCGUCCUCGAAAUGAAAAGACCGACCAGCACUUCGGAGCUGCAGACCUUCUUGGGCAUGCUGGUAUACUUCAACGCCUUCAUCCCGUACUACUUGGACGUCUGCGGACCGCUA
Molecule: messenger RNA, 201 nt
Organism: Schizophyllum commune H4-8
Lineage: Eukaryota; Fungi; Basidiomycota; Agaricomycetes; Agaricales; Schizophyllaceae
Exons: 1
Source: RefSeq, a predicted model, not a curated record